This is a messenger RNA of Lotus japonicus, 1371 nucleotides long. Its product is annotated as probable aspartic proteinase GIP1. Gene Ontology annotation, biological process: proteolysis. Gene Ontology annotation, molecular function: aspartic-type endopeptidase activity. NCBI's taxonomy places the organism in Eukaryota, Viridiplantae, Streptophyta, Magnoliopsida, Fabales, Fabaceae. The transcript has a single exon. The record is from RefSeq and is a predicted model, not a curated record. The coding region runs from base 1 to 1371 and encodes 456 amino acids.
AUGUCCCUUCCACUUCCAUUGUUACUCUUAAACAUCCUCUUCUCCAUCCUACUUCUUCCAACUCCCACCACACAGUCACUUCCAGUGGCACCCAUUUCAAAGGACAAAUCAACCAACCUCUUCACAAUCUCAGUUUCCACAAAAACUCCACUCCGCCCCACAAAACUCUACCUAGACCUCGGCUUCUUAUUCCCAUGGAUGGUCUGCGACGGCGCCACCUACAACUCCUCCUCUUUCCACUCCAUCACCUGCGACCCCACCUUCUGCGCUGACCUCGGAUUCGGCGGACUCUCCUGCGACAACUGCACCGACUUCGGCCCUCCCGACCCCAACUGUGUCCCCUCCAACUUAGUCUGCGGCGCCUUCCCGGAAAACCCAGUCACCGUGGAUUCCAUCUCCGACGAAGUCCUCGUCGACACACUCUCUCUCCCCACCACCGACGGCCCCACACUCCACCACCUCCCCAACUUCACCUUCUCAUGCGCCCUCUCCACUCUCCUCAAAGGCCUGCCCAAAACCGCCACCGGCCUCGCCACACUGUCCCGGUCCAAACUCUCUCUGCAGAACCAGAUCACACCGGCACUGAACUCCUUUGCACUCUGCUUUCCUUCUUCCUCCAAGGCUACCGGUGUCGCCAUCUUCGCCUCAACCGGACCCUUCUACGCAUCUUUGCCAUCUUCUUCUUCUUCCUCCAAAAUUGAUCUCUCUGAAUAUUUCAUUCACACUCCCCUUCUUAUCAACCCAGUUGCAACCGGGGACACUGAAAUCACCUACGCCGACACCCUCCACUCUCCGCAAUACUUCAUCGGUUUGACUUCAAUCCAAGUCAACGGCCAUUCUGUUCCGGUCAACGCAUCUCUGUUAACCAUUCGUCAGGAUAACGGGUUUGGUGGAACCAAGAUCAGCACCGCCACUCCCUACUCUGUUCUGGAAUCUUCCAUUCACAAGGCCUUCACCCAGUUGUUCGUGAAGGAAUCAUCUUCCUCUGCUUUCAACCUGACUCCUGUAUCUUCUCCGGUGAAGCCGUUUAGCGUGUGUUACCGUGCUAGCGACAUCGCCGUCACACGUGUGGGUCCGCUGGUGCCGACGGUUGAGCUUGUGCUGCACGCGGCGAACGUGGUUUGGAGGGUGUUAGGUGCGAACUCGAUGGUGAGGGUUACGAAUAAGAAGAAGGGGUUGGAUUUGUGGUGCUUGGGGUUUGUGGAUGGUGGGAUUAACAAGAAAACGCCGAUCACGAUUGGAGGGAAGCAGCUUGAAGAUAAUGUUGUUCAGUUUGAUCUUCAAUCGAACAUGUUUGGAGUCACUUCUUCGCUCUUGUCUCACUCACUCUCUUGUUCUGAUGUCAAUGCCUACUAUUUUCCUCGUGACUGA